AAAGGGCUUGAGUUAUUAUUUCAGCCCUCGUUGUGUUUCUAUUAAGAUCACAUGAUCUAGCGGCUAGCUGCUUUAUUAGCACAGUCUCUGGGAGUUGAACAGGAAACGCUGUGAGCUGACGUUAUUUGAGCUGCCAAACGAAAGAAAUCAUUAUAUUCAAAAUAUUUUUUUUAAUUGUUACCAUUAUUUUAGCAGCUAUCCGAUUAGAACUGCGAAGCACGUUAGGAGAAAUCGUCUCGAUAGAUGUUCUCUAUAUGGCUGCCAUCAUCAAAAUUAAGCAAAUGAGCAUGUGAUCUAAUACUGUGGCUAACAGCAUAUGAUCUGGCCCAGUGAAGGAAGACAACGUCAAACUGGGGUAAAACAGUUUCUCAGUGUUUGAUAAGUAGUUAGUAGCCAUGACGGCAAGGAAGUCCCUGCUUAAAGUCAUCUUGCUUGGUGAUGGUGGCGUUGGAAAGAGCUCCAUCAUGAAUCGGUACGUCACCAACAAGUUUGAUGCCCACCUCUUCCACACUAUUGGUGUUGAGUUCCUAAACAAGACCCUGGAGGUGGACGGGAAUCAGGUAACCCUACAGAUCUGGGACACUGCCGGCCAAGAGCGCUUUCGUAGCCUGAGGACUCCUUUUUAUCGUGGCUCCGAUUGCUGUCUGCUAACCUUCAGCGUGGAUGAUAACCAGAGUUUUCUCAACUUGAGCAACUGGAAGAAAGAGUUCAUCUACUAUGCUGAUGUCAAGGAGCCUGAGAACUUCCCAUUUGUGGUAUUGGGCAACAAAGUGGACGUGACAGAGAGGCAGGUGUCUACAGAGGAAGCUCAGAUGUGGUGCCAGGAAAAUGGUGACUACCCGUAUUUUGAGACCAGUGCCAAGGAUGCCACAAAUGUAGCUGUGGCUUUUGAGGAAGCAGUCCACAGAGCGCUGGCUGCAGAUGACAAAGCGGAUCACCUCAUCCCCACAGACACGGUCAAGCUCCACAGAAAGCCCCGCUCUGCCACUUCCUGCUGUUCAUAAAAUCCUGAAGCUAUCACUAAUAAUCCCCUGAUAUGCCUUUCAUGUUUUGAGGCUGUAGGCAUAAUAUGCUGUAGUAAUAAAUUAUGCUACUAGCUUUUUCUUUUAUUAUUAUUACUAUUUCUUCAAGGUUCAUUGAUGCCAAAUGCUGAACCUCUGCCCAGAAUACACAAGAAACACUAACUCCAUUCAUGACCAAUUACAAAUGAACUUUUGCAUUGAUUUAGCUUUGGCAUGUUUUAAAAUUCUUUAUGCAUUAAAAUAGUGAAUGUUCCAGUUUUCUGCUGUCAUAAUGACACACACUGCUUAGAUGUGAGUGCAAAUAUUAUCGGGCUUCCAAAUGUGAUUGUGCAACACAAUUACAGAAUUUAAUUGCAUCGUAUUAAAAUCAUUUGUAUCACCCAAUAACUGUUUCUAAUGAUUAUGAAUGAUCUAAAUCCCGUCUUUAGAAAAGCUAACCACAGAGACGUUUGAUUACUACCCCUUAAAACUGUAUAAUGUAUUUGCAUCAUAAAUAAAUUAAAGCCUUGUUGGAGAAACCGUCAUGAACAUGUUUCCUUCUGGGAAUAAACUUAAAGAAUAACUUGCAUGACAAAUUUGAGCCUUCAAGUUUCUGCAAAUCUUUGUAUUCUAAAGCCUAGAUGACAUACAAAAUUUUUUUUUUGUUAAAUAUGAAAGUUUUUUUCAGCCCUAUUUUAAAAAACUAAUCCUUAAUGCACUCUUGACAUGAAGAUCUCUAUUGAAGUUCUUUAGAAAAAAAAAAAUCAAAAUCUAGUGUAUCUGACCAAAACUAAUAUAGCAUCUUAAUGCUUGUAUAGAGUGCCAUGAUUCAACAAAUAAUCUGUGAAAUAUUUAUGUAUGUGAUACUUUAAAACUGGAAUAAACACAAAGUUGAAUACUUAUCUGAA
Messenger RNA from Xiphophorus couchianus (Monterrey platyfish), 1909 nucleotides. It is a transcript of the gene rab9a, whose product is annotated as RAB9A, member RAS oncogene family. Gene Ontology annotation, biological process: Rab protein signal transduction; retrograde transport, endosome to Golgi. The coding region runs from base 396 to 1004 and encodes 202 amino acids. NCBI's taxonomy places the organism in Eukaryota, Metazoa, Chordata, Actinopteri, Cyprinodontiformes, Poeciliidae. The record is from RefSeq and is a predicted model, not a curated record. The transcript is spliced from 3 exons. Gene Ontology annotation, molecular function: GTP binding; GTPase activity. Gene Ontology annotation, cellular component: phagocytic vesicle; late endosome; lysosome.